This is a messenger RNA of Rhodofomes roseus, 1259 nucleotides long. RefSeq lists its product as uncharacterized. Bases 140 to 895 code for a protein of 251 amino acids. The record is from RefSeq and is a predicted model, not a curated record. Gene Ontology annotation, molecular function: protein binding. Lineage: Eukaryota; Fungi; Basidiomycota; Agaricomycetes; Polyporales; Fomitopsidaceae. The transcript is spliced from 4 exons.
UCCGCUCUCCUCCCCGAACAGCAUAUAAGGCCCACCAACGAGCCCGGCUUUCCCUCAUCACCAUCAUCAUCUCUGCACUCAAAGUCUACACUUCACCGUACACUUCACCGUACAAAUCUCUAAGAACUUAUCGCCCAGUAUGAGUCUCUUGCAAGACGUCCUCCGCACCCAGACGAUCGAUCAGACUGGGAACACGGUCUCGAUCACGGAACGUCUGCAGACACAGCGCGCAGAUCCUGAGAGCGACGAGGAGAUAGUCGGCGUGGUCUCUGCACCUGGAACCCGCCCUGCGUCACGAGCGCCCUCGCGUCCAUCGUCACCUGCACCUCGCAGCGCUGCUCGUCGGCCAUUCCACAUCGCCUCGUCUUCCACGGGAUUGCCGAGUGAUCCACUCAGAGCGUUCCCCACGGAUGUCUCGCAGCGCGUCUUCUCGCAGCUCUCAGUCAAGGAGCUUGCGCGGUGCUCGCGGGUAUCCAAGAAGUGGAAUAGGAGUCAGACAUUGAACUAUGUCUGGUUCCAACACUACCGGAAGGAGAACUUCCAUGACGAUAGUCUCCCGCCCGGCAAGUGGACCAAGCGCGAGUCGAAGCAGAACUGGCGGACAACCCACCUCCAGACUCUCGCUUCUCGCGACAACGACACCCUCGGCCCCAUAUUCCACUCGUAUUCCGGCCGGUCCACUCCAGGGGGCUCCGGCGCGCAGACACCGCGUGAGGUGCGCGAAGACAAGUGGCGCAUGGAUGCGGAGGGCGAGUCCCGGCCGUCGAAGAACGAGAUGCGCGAGAUGUACAAGGAGCUCAAGGGCCGCAAGGCCAAGAGCAAGUUUAAUGUCGGUGCUGGCGCCGGCAUGCGCGAUAGGGGUGGAUGGGCGGACGCCGGGGAGGAGGAGACAUAAGAGUAGCGGCCAUUAGUUGUGGAACAACUUGAGCAUGCGCUGUGCUCCGUGUACGAUGUAGGAUUAGGAAUUCACAUAUACAAACAAAGCUUGGCUUAAAGCAUUCAAAUGUUCAAAGCACAUCUCUGACCUUACUCGCACGCGAUCGAUACGCAUGGCAGCCUUUUCAUUGGUUGGUUCACGUCUUCGACGUCCGUUUUAGCUGCAGUAAAGCCGAGGUGUGCUGCGCGACGACACACUGAAUCGAUGCCUCUGCAUGCAUCGCUUACUACUAUGUACUGGGGUCUUGAAACGGGGGAUCGUACGUUCACUUACACUGGUACCAUUUCAUACUCUCCAACCAUGCAUGAACGUAUGGACAUAC